This is a messenger RNA of Microthlaspi erraticum, 492 nucleotides long. NCBI's taxonomy places the organism in Eukaryota, Viridiplantae, Streptophyta, Magnoliopsida, Brassicales, Brassicaceae. The record is from the annotation of a GenBank genome assembly.
AUGAAAAUCUUUAACCCAUCUCAGAACCUAAUCUUAGCCACGACCAUUAUCCUAGUUUUUAUUGUUCCCCUAAGAGCCCAAGACAGGCCACAAGACUUUUUGGCAGCUCACAACCAAGCACGAGCCGAGGUUGGAGUGGAUCCCUUAAGGUGGGACGACCGGGUGGCUGCUUAUGCUCGCGACUACGCGAACCAGCGUAAAGCUGACUGCGCUCUGGAACACUCGAGCGGGCAAUAUGGAGAGAACAUCGCUUGGAGCAGCGGUCGCAUGUCAGGCGUUGAAGCGGUUAACAUGUGGGUGAAAGAACAGGAUGACUACGAUUAUGAUUCCAACACAUGCGCUUGGGACAAAGUGUGUGGCCACUAUACUCAGGUUGUGUGGAGAAACUCGGUGAAGCUGGGAUGUGCAAAAGUGAGAUGUAACAAUGGUCAAACCUUUAUUACUUGCAACUAUGAUCCUCCUGGUAACUGGAAUGGCGAGUGGCCUUACUAA